This is a messenger RNA of Colletotrichum abscissum, 1206 nucleotides long. RefSeq lists its product as uncharacterized. The transcript is spliced from 3 exons. The record is from RefSeq and is a predicted model, not a curated record. Bases 1 to 1206 code for a protein of 401 amino acids. Lineage: Eukaryota; Fungi; Ascomycota; Sordariomycetes; Glomerellales; Glomerellaceae.
AUGGCAGACAGACUUGACAACACGACCAAUUGGCAAGCGCCACCACGAUAUCUCCAAUGGAAUACAUCAGCAGAGUGCGCACUCUUUGCAGACGUCGCACAAAGUAUCCUUCGAACAUAUUCGGACGACCCUGUUGUGCAAGACUAUUGUGCCGUUAAUGUCAAUGCGCUCCAUGCCUACUUCCAAUCCUCCCUCCCUCUUUAUCUUCGGAACACCACUGGGAGGGCUACAUCGUCGCAAGUAGCAUCAUGGUAUAUGCUCGGCUGUAGCGCAGGGUCUUUAAUCUCUGAUAUGCCUUGCAACGCCGACAUUGCCGGCAUCGGAAUUACGAUUUCUCUUUGCAUCGAAAGCUUUUUGAUCUUCGUUCUCCUUGUCGCUAAUAUUGCCGAAUUUUUUCAUCGUCCGAAGUCAUCGUCUUCAUCAAAAGUAGGGAGGGUGCGGGAUGCUUGUCGCGCUGUGUUACCAACAUUCUACUGGAGCUCGGUAAUUUUCAACCUAGGAAUAGUUCUUGCGUCUCUCAAUACUGCCGUUGCCGUAUCAGGCGACGGGCAACUAGAGGUGAUAGCCCGAUGGAGAGCCGGCGGAACCUUCGCGGCAUAUGACACACAACUCGCGACUCUGAUAUCAGGAUUUAGCUUUCAACCAACGUUCAUGGCUGGACUAAUGAUGAUAGCGGAGCCAGGAAGAAGGAGGCGUGCACUGAACACCGCUAUAAUACCUGUGCUCGGACUACUUCUGAUACCACUUCUCUGCAUGACAUUAUCAUGGUAUUCCAGGUUCCCUGAAACGGUGAGCCGGCUGUUCUCCGAUGACCUCGAGAUCAAUACCACGGUGAGGCUGACCCUUUUCGUUUCAUUUUGCGCAACAUGGUUCCUCCUUGUUCUAUCUGGAAUUACAGUUGGAGUUGCCUAUCGCCGCGUCCCUGGAGAAUCUAGGCAAGUGUCAAUAGCUUCGAGUAGCCGUCUCGUUACUUUAGUCUAUCUCCUCCACAUGGUCUCGUUGGCUACGAUGUUCACUACGCUUGUUGUAUUUUUCUGGCUUCGGAACAGUACGAUUAAGAAUGCAGGAGGUAGUGACCCACAAGUCGACUGGGGGUUUGGUCAAGUUGUAGCUUUAGCAACUUGGAUUCCCGUGUUCGUUGACUUCUUCUAUAACUACUGGGGUAAGUCCAUCUUCAUCCGAGCUUCAUUUCAUGUUUUGCCCUAA